AUGUCGACACCAGGCGCCCGCGCAGGCUUCGAGACCUUCGAAGGCCUCAACAUCGACUACGAAAAUGCUUAUCAUGACAACCCAUUCAAGGUGUCCUGCGUCAAGAACGCUAUCGCCAUGCUUUCCCCAAACUCGCGCGUCCUCGACGUAGGCUGCGGCACCGGUAUGCCAGUCUCCGAAAUGCUCUCCAAAGCCGGCCUUCGGGUCCUUGGUUUCGACAUCUCUCCCAAAAUGGUCGAGUACGCACGCACCCGGGUCUCUGGUACUUUCACCGUAUCCGAUAUGCUCACCUACAAACCCGAGGGUGUUUUCGCUGGUGUAUUUAUCAUCUUCAGCCAACUCCAGCUAUCGUACGCUGAUUUACAUUCCACCAUAUGCAAGUUUGCGCGGACGCUGGAACCCGGCGGGAUUCUAGUGUUAGGUCAAAUGCCAGGCGACAAGUACGUCCAGGACCCAGCAGACUGGGAUGAGACAGGCACGUAUGUCGAGGACUACGAUGCUCCGUUCAUGGGCGAAAUGCUGCCAACGCUCAUGUUGAGUGCGGAGGGGCAGAAGGGUUUUUUGACAAGUAUGGGCCUCGAGAUUGUGAGCGAGACGAUUGAUACGUUCCAGCCAAACAAUGAGAAAUGUGUCCCGGAGGAGCAGCAGUAUAUUAUCGCCAAAAGACCGGAUGAGAGGCCGCUGGCAGAGCCGAAGCCGCGGCCGAAGUCAUCCACGUAA
This is a messenger RNA of Rhinocladiella mackenziei CBS 650.93, 720 nucleotides long. RefSeq lists its product as uncharacterized. NCBI's taxonomy places the organism in Eukaryota, Fungi, Ascomycota, Eurotiomycetes, Chaetothyriales, Herpotrichiellaceae. The transcript has a single exon. Bases 1 to 720 code for a protein of 239 amino acids. The record is from RefSeq and is a predicted model, not a curated record.